CCGAAAGAAGGUGGGAAGGGAUCAGAUCUGGGUUUGCCUCUCGAUUCCACUAGGCUUUGUAUUUAACCACUAGAAGCUGUUGGGGAAGCUAUAUAUAAUGCUGUAGCUUAUUGUUGUUCUGCUCCUGAAUAAUGGGAACCGGAACGCCGAAUCAAAUGAGGAAUUACUUCUGGUGUGCUUUUCGCUGGAUCAUACUGCUAUUUGUUGUAAAUCGGGUUUUGGCAGAAACUAGAUACUCUGUUGCAGAAGAAGUGAAGGAUGGUACUGUUGUGGGUAAUGUCGCAAAGGACCUCGGCCUUGAAAUGUCUUCUCUGAAGUACCGUCGGUUCCGUGUCGUGUCUGAAAACGAGAAUCCAUUUUUUGACGUAAACCAGGACAACGGGGACCUUUAUGUUGUUCGGAAAAUCGACCGAGAGGAGCUUUGUCGGGGAAGUGGAGCAUGCUUAAUGGAACUGAAGAUCAUCAUAGAAAACCCUUUGGAAAUACACUACGUUGUUGUUGAAAUUAAGGAUGUAAAUGAUCAUUCCCCGGUCUUUCCAGAAAAGGAACAGAGGUUUGAGAUAGGUGAACAAACACUGCCCGGAAGACGAUUUCAAUUGCACGCUGCCCGUGAUCCCGAUUCUGGAUCUAACUCCAUACGUACGUACAUACUGACCUCAAAUGAACAUUUUGAAAUAGAUAUUCGUGUGAGUGAUGACGAUAAAAUACCGUUUCUGGUGCUAAAAAAGUCCUUAGACAGGGAACAAAAAAAUCGUCACUUGCUGCAAUUAACAGGAGUUGAUGGAGGUAAACCUCCAAGAUCAGGGACACUAAAUAUUUCAAUUACUGUUCUCGACAGUAAUGAUAAUCGUCCAAAAUUUAGUAGGGAAACCUAUGAAGUUGAAAUACAAGAAAACAUUCCAGUUGGCACGUCAGUGUAAAGAAUAAAUGCAACUGAUUCAGAUGAAGGCACCAAUAGUCAAAUUGAAUACAGCCUUGGAAAAACACUGAAGAAAAAUGUGUACGAUAUUUUUGAACUUGAUAAAAUAACUGGAAAUAUCAGAGUUAAAGGUGCUGUUGACUAUGAAGAAAAUGACGUUUAUAAACUGGAUAUUGAGGCAUCAGAUAAAGGAACGCCUCCAUUAACGGGUGAGUGUAGAAUUAUUGUAAAAAUAAAAGAUAUGAAUGAUAAUCCACCCGAAAUUGAUAUUACAUCUCUCUCAAACACCGUGUCUGAAGACUCAAAGCCUGGCACUGUAAUUUCUCUGAUUAGUGUGAAAGAUAAAGAUUCAGGUCUCAAUGGAAAAAUAAUGACAAGCAUUAUAUCAGACGUUCCCUUUGAACUGAAACCUUCUUAUAAGGAGAACACAUAUUCAAUUGUAACGAAAGAUUAUUUGGAUCGAGAAGAGAUUACUCAUUAUAGUAUUACCAUAAAAGCAACGGACUAUGGUGACCCUCCAUUAUCAACUGUAAAAACACUUAACCUACAAGUAACAGACGUAAAUGACAACAAUCCUCAAUUCUCCGAAAAUCCAAUAAACAUUUACCUGCCAGAAAACAAUGUCCCUGGAACUCUCAUAUUUGGUGUCAGCGCUGCUGACAAAGACUUAAGUGAAAAUGCAGCUAUUUCUUAUCGUAUUGCAAGAGAAGGUCACCAGAACGGUAUCAUAUCCUUCCUUAGUGUAAAUUCAGAAAAUGGAGAAAUAUCAGCACUUAAAAGUUUCGACUUUGAAACGCUGAAAACUUUCCAGUUCCAAGUUGUCGCCACUGAUUCUGGGACUCCGUCACUCAGCAGCAACGUCACAGUGAACGUGUUCAUUCUGGAUCAGAACGACAACGCUCCAGUCAUCCUGUAUCCACUCAGCUCCAAUGGUUCUGCUGAAGGUGUGGAGGAGAUUCCACGCAACGUGAACGCAGGACACUUGGUGACUAAAGUCAGAGCCUAUGACGCUGAUAUAGGAUAUAAUGGCUGGUUGCUGUUUUCACUGCAGGAAGUUACUGACCACAGUCUGUUUGGUUUGGACCGCUACACAGGACAGAUCAGAACACUUCGCUCAUUCACAGAGACAGACGAGGCUGAGCAUAAACUGGUCAUACUGGUGAAGGAUAAUGGCAACGUUUCACUCUCAGCANCAGCUACUGUGAUUGUCAAAUUAGUGGAGCCCAAAGAAGCUUUUGCAGCUUCUGAUGUUAAAAGUGCAGCACAGGAUGAUGAAGGUAAUGAUGUGACUUUUUACCUGAUGAUAACUUUGGGAGCAGUUUCAAUUCUGUUUAUCAUCAGUAUCAUCGUGCUGAUUGCAAUGCAGUGCUCCAAAUCUACAGAAUAUACUUCUAAAUAUCUCCAAGAGACUAAUUAUGAUGGGACACUGUGUCACAGCAUCCAGUACAGAUCUGGAGACAAACGCUACAUGUUAGUUGGACCCAGAAUGAGUAUUGGAUCUACUAUAGUACCUGGAAGUCAUGCAAACACACUAGUGCUACCUGACAGGAGGAGAA
Molecule: messenger RNA, 2475 nt
Organism: Poecilia latipinna (sailfin molly)
Lineage: Eukaryota; Metazoa; Chordata; Actinopteri; Cyprinodontiformes; Poeciliidae
Product: protocadherin alpha-6-like
Exons: 1
Coding region: 132-920 (262 amino acids)
Biological process (GO): homophilic cell-cell adhesion
Cellular component (GO): plasma membrane
Molecular function (GO): calcium ion binding
Source: RefSeq, a predicted model, not a curated record